Messenger RNA from Penicillium macrosclerotiorum, 3051 nucleotides. RefSeq names its product ATP-dependent helicase. Gene Ontology annotation, cellular component: nucleus. The record is from RefSeq and is a predicted model, not a curated record. Gene Ontology annotation, molecular function: DNA binding; 3'-5' DNA helicase activity; hydrolase activity. The transcript is spliced from 2 exons. Bases 1 to 3051 code for a protein of 1016 amino acids. Lineage: Eukaryota; Fungi; Ascomycota; Eurotiomycetes; Eurotiales; Aspergillaceae. Gene Ontology annotation, biological process: recombinational repair.
AUGGAUCCCAUUCUUGAUGGUCUGAAUCCAGCCCAGCGUGAAGCGGUCACUUCCUCCGCGCCUAUUCUUCAGGUGCUCGCGCCUCCGGGCUCCGGCAAAACCAAGACUCUGACCGCGCGCGUCGCAUACCUGCUUUCCCAUCAUGGAUACCUGCCGCAGGAUGUCAUCUGCUGCACGUUCACGAUCAAGGCGAGCCGAGAGAUGCGGGAGCGUCUGGCGAAGUUGAUCGGAUCGCGAUUGGAGUCGAGGUUGAUCCUGGGCACUUUUCAUUCUAUCUGCCGCAGGUACCUUGUCAAGUAUGGGUAUUUGAUUGGUCUGCGGAAGGGAUUUGGGAUUGCAGAUUCGGAUGAUACCAGGGCUAUUCUGAGACGGAUUACCAAACGAUUAAAUUCUACCAUGGAACCCAAGACGGCCUUGGGAAAGAUUUCUCGCAACAAGGCGCACGGUCUCUCUCCUGAUGCUCUAGCUGAACGUGCGAAAGCCGACGAGGCGGAGCUCGUCGAUAUCUACCGCGCCUACGAAGCUGCCCUCGCCGCUGCGAAUCUAUUAGACUACGACGACCUGCUCCUGCGCUGCGGUGACCUCCUCCGAGAGCAUCCAGAGUGCGUAUCUAAUGUGCAGACUGUCCUGGUUGACGAGUUCCAAGACACAAACAUCAUCCAGUACGAGCUGAUGAAUCUGUUCGCGGCACAACAUCGGCGCAUCACGAUCGUCGGCGAUCCGGACCAGAGUAUCUACGGGUUUCGAUCUGCGGAGAUCCAGAAUCUUCGCCGCAUGCAGAAACGUUAUUCAAAUACUUCGGUCGUCCUUCUCGAGUCGAAUUACCGCUCUUCAGGGUCAAUCCUGAAUUCCGCCCAGGAUGUCAUUGAACAGGAUACUGCGCGGCCGGCGAAGGCGCUCCAGGCGACUCAUUCUUUCGGCACUCUUCCUGUGUUAAGAAAAUUACCCAAUCCCAAUGCGGAAGCGCUUUGGAUGGUUCUCGAGAUUAAACGUACUGUGGCGAUGACGGGCGGUUUGCUGCGAAUGUCGGAUUUUGCGGUCUUGCUUCGAUCAGCGUCUUUGUCGACGCGCAUUGAAACGGCAUUUGGGCGAGCUGGUAUCCCGUAUAAAAUGGUUGGUGGUCGGAAAUUCUUCGAUCGGACUGAAGUUAAGAUUCUUUUAAAUUACCUCCGGGUCGUCAGUCACACGGAGCAUUCAGAUGCCCUACUGGGAAUUAUAAAUGUGCCACCGCGCAGAAUCGGAGAUGAAACUAUCAAACAGUUGACAAGUGGUGCGGAGAAGGCCGGGGUCCCACUGUGGACGUUCAUCAAGGACGUCAUACAGGGCCGACGAUCGACCGAGAAGAAGUUACAGAAAGCCGCGGAGCAGGGCCUCUGUUCCCUCGUUAAGCUGAUCGACACUUCCAAGCAGAAGUUGCAAGAUUGCCACGAUGCAUCCGCCCCACGCGUGCUCCUGGAAUACAUUACCGAAAGUCUAUCCUUCCAAGAGUAUCUCAUCAGAACCUAUCCGCUGGACGAAGAUGGUCGCUGGGCGAACGUUAAGGAACUGAUGGGCCAGGCUAAUGAAUCCAUACUAUCUGGCGAGGAGGCAGAUCAGGAACAAGACCUCCCGGAAAUUGAAGGCGUCGAGCAGCAGCAGGUCCAUUCUGGGGAAGAAGCGCUGUCGCGGUUUCUCGCAAACGUCGCCUUGGCUACAGAGGCACAAACCCAAGAUGACGGCGAGCAAGCUUCUGAGAAAGUUACUAUAUCAACUAUUCAUGCUGCAAAAGGCUUGGAAUGGCCUGUUGUCUUCAUUCCUGCUGUCUAUAAUGGAAGUAUUCCGCACUCGCGUGCAGAGGUCAUCGACGAGGAGAGACGACUGCUCUAUGUCGCAAUGACCCGAGCACAAGCUCUGCUGUACUUGAGUCUCCCACUACGACAACCACGAAUUGGCGAAGGGGAGGACUCGUCGACCACCCUGACGCCAUUUCUUCCACAGAAGAUUACGAAAACCCGCUUUCGUCUGAAAGGCCCUCAGCUGCAUGAGAAAGUAGUAUACGGCAUUGCUGACAUCCUGGGACGACCGCGGCCAUCACCGGAGGACAUGUGCAAAGACAUUGCUACGCUUCCAUCAAUUCAGGAUGACCGCUGGACAUCGGAGGGCGAGGAGAGACGCGACGAGAACAAUGAAUGGAGCAGUAGACAAGGCCCCAAUGACACAGCACAAGAGCUAUACCCUAAACGACGACGUCUUGAUGCCAAUGGCCCAACAUCAACGACUUACAUAUCAGCCGGCAAUAAUUGCCCUGGCAAUUCCUCCAAUUUCACUGCGCCCAUAUCCUUGUCGACUGGCUUCUUGUCAGCUCGUGAUUACAUCGCAGCCGCCCCGACAGCCAGCCAAGAUCCCAACCCAGCAUCUAUAUCGAAACCCAACUCCAUUCCCGAACCUGGCCCAGCGAAAAAAGGCAAAAAUUUCGCCGCCAGCCAAAAAGACGGUCUGACCCAAGUCAGCAUAUCGAACUUCUUCGGCGGCCCAGGAUCCUCCCAGAAGAAAGAAGCCACGCCAACCAGCUGCCCGCCCCUCCAACCAGACCCCCAACGCAAUCCUCCGCCUCCGAACCAUCCUUCCUCUACCCAACACCCCAGGGCAGCCCCCGUACCCCCAUCCCUUUCUUCCCAUCGCCUCCAACCACGUCCCCUACAUCCAACCCGCCCAGCCCUCGAGCCCAGCGAAUCCAGCAGCUACACGUGGCUGGCGGCUCCGUCCCGGCCGACCGUCAAACCAGCCCGGAUGUUCACGCCGCAGGCACCGAAUACCAGUGUCACAGAGGGUGCGCGCGUGGCGGGACAGGGAACCUCCGGGUCAGGCGGGCAGCACGACAACCCAGAGAAUGCGAGCACCGCCCGCGGUGUUCAAUCUAAGGUGUUCCAUACGACCACAAUAGCGGCAAUGCGCCAGCAGAGUGCGACGGCACCGGGGCGCCGCACACUUGGAAUUCGACGGAGUAUGAAUGGGUGGGAAGCUCGGAUGAAGCGGGAGAGCAAUGGCGGAGGUGGUGGGCAAGUCCGCUGA